Molecule: messenger RNA, 1263 nt
Organism: Frankliniella occidentalis (western flower thrips)
Lineage: Eukaryota; Metazoa; Arthropoda; Insecta; Thysanoptera; Thripidae
Product: beta-glucuronidase
Exons: 6
Biological process (GO): glucuronoside catabolic process; carbohydrate metabolic process
Molecular function (GO): beta-glucuronidase activity; carbohydrate binding
Source: RefSeq, a predicted model, not a curated record
GCGCUUUCCAACGAAAAAGGAAUAUUUCAUUUCAAGGUCGUGUAUUUUUUUCUGCAGACGGGGGAGGUGAUCCCGAUGCCCGUUCCCGCCUCGUACAACGACGUGACUACGGAGCGCUACAUCCGAGACCACGUCGGCGUCGUGUACUACGACAGGACGUUCUUCGUGCCGGCCAACUGGGACGCCGGGUCAUCGAGGGUGUGGAUGCGCUUCGGGAGCGUGCACUACGCAGCCAAGGUGUGGAUUAACGGGCACCUCGUGAUGAUGCACGAGAUAGGGCACCUGCCCUUUGAAAAGGAGAUCACGUCCAAGUUGCGGUUCGGUGCCAAAAACAGGGUCACGGUCGAGGUUGACAACACCUUGUAUCAGCAGUCCAUCCCACAGGGCAGGCUGGUUGAGAUCAACACGGACAUGGGCCCGAAGACUGUCCAGACGUACACCUUCGACUUCUUUAACUACGCGGGCAUCCACCGGCCGGUGUACUUGUACACCACGCCGCACACGUACCUGGACGACAUGACCAUCACCACGGACGUGGACGGCUCUACGGGAUACAUCAACUACGCCCUGGUGCUGGGCGGCGUGACCUCGCGAGAGACGCCGCGCAUCCAGAUCGACGUCCUGGACGCGGAUGGCAACUUCGUGUACAGCCACACGGACCACGACGGGCUGAAGGGCCGCAUCGAGGUCCCCGACGCGCGCUUGUGGUGGCCCUACCUGAUGGACCCGGACCCGGGCUACCUCUACACCCUCCAGGUGCGCGUCACGGGCCACAUCUGGGGCCACGACGACGUGUACCGGCAGCCCGUGGGCAUCCGGACCGUGGAGUGGACCAACUCCUCCGUGCUCAUCAACGGCAAGCCUAUCUACAUCCGGGGCUUCGGCAAGCACGAGGACGGCAACAUUCGCGGCAAGGGCCUGGACUACCCGACGCUGGUACGCGAUUUCAACCUCUUCAAGUGGGUGGGUGGCAACGCCUUCCGGACAUCCCACUACCCGUACGCCGAGGAGAUCAUGGACUUCGCAGACCGAAUGGGUAUCAUGGUGAUCGACGAGUGUCCCAGUGUGGACACCGAAAAUUACUCGCCCACGCUACUGCAGAAGCACAAAGACUCCCUCGGUGAGCUCAUCCGGAGGGACAAGAACCGACCCAGUGUCAUCAUGUGGUCGGUGGCCAACGAGGCCAGGACGCAGCUUGCCGACGCGGAUGCCUACUUCAAGUGAGUCGUUCACUUCAGCUCGGCCGGGGGCUAUGAACAAGCA